Molecule: messenger RNA, 4903 nt
Organism: Thalassophryne amazonica
Lineage: Eukaryota; Metazoa; Chordata; Actinopteri; Batrachoidiformes; Batrachoididae
Gene: cab39l1
Product: calcium binding protein 39, like 1
Exons: 9
Coding region: 205-1236 (343 amino acids)
Biological process (GO): intracellular signal transduction
Molecular function (GO): protein serine/threonine kinase activator activity
Source: RefSeq, a predicted model, not a curated record
AAUGAAGUUGUCAGACUCGUCAAACCCAGCAGCUCGUUUUAAAGUUAGCACGUUCGAGUCCACAGAGCCUCACAGGGAACCUGUUCAGCUGUGAUGACUUCCUGUGGACGACCUGGAGCUGCACUUGGCACACAUUAGAGAAACACCGGAUAACGUUACAGACAUUUUAAAGUAAGACUGGGCUUGGAUUAUUUUUCUCCCAUCAUGCCUUUUCCUUUCGGGAAGUCGCCGAAGAGUCCAGCUGAAAUAGUGAGGAGUUUGAAAGAAAAUGUGGCGUACAUGGAAAAACUGGACCCCGGAGACAGCAAAAAGUGUGAAAAGGUUGCAGAGGAAGUGUCCAAAAACCUGGCUUCCCUGAAGGAGGUGUUGUCUGGAACCGGUGACAAAGAGCCUCAGACUGAGGCAGUGGCUCAACUUGCACAAGAGCUCUACAACACCAACCUGCUCAUCGCUCUCAUUGUAAAUCUGCACAAGAUUGAUUUUGAGGGGAAGAAGGAUGUGGUUCACUUGUUUAGCAAUAUAGUGAGACGUCAGAUUGGCUCCCGCACACCCACAGUAGAAUACAUCUCUACACACCCACAGAUCCUCUUUAUGCUUCUAAAAGGAUAUGAGAGUGCAGAAGUGGCUUUGAACUGUGGUAUGAUGCUGAGAGAGUGCUUACGUCAUGAGCCUUUGGCACGGACAGUGCUCUUCUCUGAAGACUUCUACUGCUUUUUCCGUUUUGUGGAGCUUUCAACCUUUGACGUCGCCUCAGAUGCUUUUGCAUCGUUCAAGGAUCUUCUCACAAGACACAAGAUUAUGUGUGCAGAUUUCCUGGAAAACAAUUAUGACAGGGUCUUUACAGAAUAUGAGACACUCCUGCAUUCAGACAACUACGUCACCAAGCGGCAGUCUUUGAAGCUCCUUGGGGAACUCCUCUUGGACAGACACAAUUUCACCGUCAUGACAAAGUACAUCAGUCAAGCAGGGAACUUGAAGCUGAUGAUGAACCUGUUAAGAGACAACAGCCGGAACAUCCAGUUUGAAGCCUUCCAUGUCUUUAAGGUGUUUGUUGCAAACCCUAACAAGACCCAGCCCGUGUUGGACAUACUGCUGAAAAACCAGACCAAGCUGGUGGACUUCCUGAGCCAUUUUCAAACUGACAGGUCUGAGGAUGAGCAGUUCUGUGAUGAAAAGAACUAUCUGAUUAAGCAGAUACGAGACUUGAAGAGGUCCACAGCACCAGAGGAAACUUAAUGUGGCUUCUCCAUCAGGUGGUAGAUGUAAUGAUGGUGUCUCAGUCUUCAGUGUGCCGUCAGUCUAAAUGUCAUUAACUUCAGAAUGCAGAUGAGAGUAAAUACUUCCUUCACUUUCUGCCUUUAGUGUGUAAGUGACUUCCUCCUUACAACCUGAGUGGGGCCGAUUUCUGUUCUUUAAACGUCUGCUGCUUUAAUCAUUAUCAAAUGCAUCUCCUCACUUUGUCAUUUGGACCUUAAACUAUGAACCAUUUUGUUUCACUCACUAUUUUCAGCAGCAGCAUAAAUGCUGAGACUUUCAUAUUUACCUUCAGAAUUUUUUCUUUAGCUUAAAAAAAGCUGGGGAUGUCUUUUUUUUUUUUUUUUUUUUUAUUGCAUGUUUUGGUGAACAGUUUAAAACAUACAUUAUCUUCUUUCUUUCUCUGAACGCUGCUUAGUCUAACUUGAGUUUCAGCAACCUGUAGAUCCUGAUCAAGCACUGGGAAAUUUGACCUUUUAAACAUCAAAAAUAAUUUGCCCCUUUUGAUCAGUCAGUGUGCUGGCGUCAAUAUUGGGGUGUUUUUCCACAAGGCUGAUAAUCACCUACUCGUCUGCCAUUCCUAAUGUUUGAUUUAAUUCAGCAGUUAUAACCUACUUGUUUUGCAUCUCUGGCUCUUACCUGUGCAGGCUGCAGUAAGCUGCCAGCUUCAAAUCAACAAGUGCACCAUGUGGGUGGGGGGGGGGGGGGUGAACCCCCAAGGGACCAAACAGCCACUUUUAAUGUUUGUUUCAUUUUAAUUUUGCUGUUGCAGUGUGUCGGCUUCCUGUUGUCUGGGACCAUUUAGAUGAAUAAUCCCAAACUACACACGCUUAUCAGUUGUACUGCUUGAACUAAAUUCACAUGUUAAAUUUUAUUUGGUGACACAGAAAUGGGUGUUGUUGAAUAUUUCAGAUGAGGUUUGUAUUUGGUGUGUGUGUGUGUGUGUGUGUGUGUGUGUGUGUGUGUGUGUGUGUGUGUGUGUGUGUGUGUGUGUGUGUGUGUGUGUGUGUGUGUGUGUGUGUGUGUGUGUGUGUGUGUGAGAGAGAGAGACAGGGGUGCUGAAUAUUGUCUCAGGGCGGUAACAGUUAGUGUGUGCACAUGUGAUUAUAGCACACAUAAGCAUAUUAUUACCUUCACCAGGGUGGCUGUGGGUUGAUGGUUGUCUCUUGCUUUGUUUGGUUUUUGGAAGAUUGAGGAGGGAAAAAACUUGUAACAGCUCUUGCUGGAAAUGUUUAUUUUGUAAUAGAAGCAACCCAACUAUCCAAAGCUUAAUAUUAUAGUGUUUAUGUGAGUAUUUGUUUCAUAUUUGCAUGUCAACAUCCAAAUUUUUAUCCCCCUCCCCCCCAGUAAGUGAAUUUGUGUUUAUGGUCAAAAUAUUCCGACAGUAAAGAGAUACCGUACUUGUAUUUCAUUUGCUUUUUGUCUGACUCACAUGAGAAGUGAAAAGCACCGGCUUAACUUGAACCAUAAUUUUGCUUGUUUGUCUGGUGGAAGCUGUACUUCUCUACUGAAAUUUAAAUAAUUGUUAUAAAUUUGGCUUGGACAAAGUAAUAAAGUUUGCACAGAAUACUUGCAGAUGAUUUUGUAGUUGGAAGGCCUGUUGGUGAAUGUGCACAGAGACAGAGAUCAGACAUCAUCCUGCAGUGCUGGAAAUUCUCACACGUUAGCAGACACAGGAAGAGAAAAUCAAAACCCACAGAGGAAUCAAUUUAUCUUGCUGAGUAUUUUCUUUUUUUUAAUGGUUGCACACAGUGAAAAUUACAUUUCUGAAAUAGAAACAAGGCAUCAUCAGAUAAUGCUGCAGGCAGGGUACCAGUCAUCCAUUCAUUACAACACAGACAGCCAGGAUGUGCCAAUUGAUCCGUCGCAUUCAUCCUCCCAUACCGGGCACAGAUGAUGUUUCAUUUUUGUGCAGCGUUUCUAAACCCCUUUAUGUGUGUCCUUUUUUAAACGUUUCUCCUUCAUGGAAUAAGAGUCGCAAAACACAACAUGCCAUAUUGCCGUUCAGUUUAAAUGUUUCUCUUAAAGUGUCACACAGCAUCCUAACCAUGUCGUACAGUAAGUCCAUUGCAUUUGAUUAAAACAUUUUAAAGAGAAAAUAAUGCAAAUAUACUCCAGUGAGCGCCCCCCCCCCCCCCCCCCCCCUCAAUUAUUUUACUCUAAGCGUGCAAGGUAAAUAACUUUUUGGGGGAAUAUUUCUGAAUAAAAUCACCCUGAUCUCAUGGUCCUUUACUAAUGACCAGUAAAAAAAAAAAGAAAAGAAAAGUUCGGUAACCACUACUAAAAAGCAGAGUUCUGUCAUUUUCUUUUAAAUGUGAAUGGAGUGCAAUUUAUUUUCACAUAAUACAUUGUCACUAUAUUCUCAGCAUGAUGUGCACAAAUGUGAGUCUGCAUCCUUGUAUAUCUUUGAGCUUUUCAAAAAGAUGCUUCAAACCAUUGUCAGAAAAUGGCAUUUUAAAGAUUUCAAAUGUCUGUUAUAUACCUCAUGGAGUCUGGAUUUUCAAAUGCAGUGCUGUUUUUUCCCCCCUGUACUUUAAUUAAAAUAAAAAAGGUAUUGCCUUUACUCUGUUCAAAGAGCAGGAUGUAUACUUGUAUAAACUUGAAAUAUAUACUCAGUCACAUGAGCUGUGUUCUGGUUUUUUCAGUAGAAAACCAGAGUUAAAAUUUAAAAUAUUCCAUUGGAUGGUGCUUCACAAAUGCACUGUGUUGAAUGUUGCCUUAUUUAAAGACAUCAAAUAGAUUAUAAUGAAGUAUAAUCCCAUGCUUCUGAAUUUGUUUUCCCAAUCCAAUUUGAAUCAGACUUUAGGGAUCACUUUGUCAUUAUAUAAUAAAAUUAAACAAAAUAUGGAAAAACUGCAUUCUAAGACCAAUCUGCUGUUUUGUUUGAUUCAUAUCAAAUGGAGUGUAUGAUUAAAUCAAACUACAUUAUGCUCUAGAAGUCAUCUUGUGAGUGCAAAUGAUUUUAGUGCUGAUUAGUAGAUAACAUUAGUUUUUGUUUUUUGUUUUUUUUCCUCUUUGUAUAUGUCUGUCACACCUGUCAUUAUUUGGGGUGACAUACCAAAUAUUCCUUAAAUCCGCUUUUCUUUUUCUUUUCUUUUUUUUUUUUUUAAGGCUCAAGUAGUUUGGAACAUCUGCAGUGAUUUUCUGCAUAAACUGAAUGAAGCACUCCUACACAAAGAAAAUCUUCAAACGUGGAUAUAAGUAAAUAUGGAAAACAAUGUUAAAUUAGUCUAAAAGUGAAUUUAAAAUUACACUUAAGGGACUAAAUCUACAUAAACAGGACUUGUGUAAUUACACGCUGUUCACUUUGGUGGAAAUGUGGGUAAAAUGUAGAAAUAAAAUACUGGUGUGACGUCUACUUGAGGAAUUGUAAGCCAUACACAAGAGUGUCCAUCAGGGGGAGCUACUUGUAACCUUUGACACUGUUUCUAUAACCCUACCUAUGUGAAAUUGUAAAUUAUCAGUGUUUUAACACAUUCCAUAAUGUGACACAAACCUAUGUAUUUAAUCAUUUGUUUGAAUAUUGGCUGUGCUUUACUUGUAUCUUUCUUCUCCCUCAUUCUCUAUUUUCUUUACUGUGGGAGUGAAUUAUGUAUAGAAGUUUAUUCAGGUGAAAAUAUUCAUGAAAAUAAAACUUUCUUGCCAUGUA